Molecule: messenger RNA, 1806 nt
Organism: Malassezia pachydermatis
Lineage: Eukaryota; Fungi; Basidiomycota; Malasseziomycetes; Malasseziales; Malasseziaceae
Product: p-loop containing nucleoside triphosphate hydrolase protein
Exons: 2
Coding region: 1-1806 (601 amino acids)
Biological process (GO): DNA damage checkpoint signaling; mitotic DNA replication checkpoint signaling; DNA repair
Molecular function (GO): chromatin binding
Source: RefSeq, a predicted model, not a curated record
AUGCCACGAUCGACACGCGAUGCACCUGGCAGGCUGAGCUUUGUCGCGCGUGACGUGGGGGCAUCGUCGGCCCGUCGCUCUUCGCGAACCUCUGCAACGAGAGAAGAAAGAGAUGUACGUGUGAGUGCGAGAUCGGCUUCAAGCCAGGCGAGGAUAUCGCACACGGUCAGCCAAGGCGAGAGCCUCGCGACGCUGGCAGUGCAUAAACGCAAAGUCGGUGAUGUGCGGGCAUGGCUCACAGAGGCACUCGAUGGUCCUGCUACUGUAUCCAAGUACCGUCGUAUCUUAGCUCUGACCGGUCCUAGCGGCGCUGGAAAGACGGCAACGCUUCGUGCGUUAGCGAAGGACGAUGCGUUGCACUUUAGUCUCGUGGAAUGGGACAAUCGUGAUGCAUACUACGAUGUAGGGGAGUCACAAUCGGCUGUAGAGCGCUUUAGUGCGUUCCUUCAAUCGGCUUCGCGCUACACACGAUUGCCCUUGCGUACACGACAUACACAAACGUCCUCCGCUUCUCCACGCCAAGUGAUUCUCGUGGAAGACUGGCCCAAUUUGUUUCACCCAGGCACUCGUGACGGAGUGCAUCAUGCAUUGGAACGCUUCCUGACCCAACAUGGCGCCCCUCUGGUGUUGAUUGUGUCGGAUAGUGUGCCCCGUGCAGAAAUGGAGGCGUGGGACGAUUCACAGGCCUCGCAACGACGAGCCGCGCAGAUGGAUGUGCGUGUCGCUGUACCCCUCGCUGUGCGGCAGCAUCCUGCGUUUGCGGAAAUUCGAUUCAAUCCACUGACAACACGUAUGAUUCAAACGGCAUUAACGCCUAUGGCGCCGUCUAUACCCAAGCACAUUGUCGCAGAUAUGGCUGCCGCUGCCUCCGGCGACAUUCGCAGUGCCAUGAACCAAGUAGCCCUAUGGGGGGCAGCAGGAACAUCAUCAGAUGCGUUGGCGCGGCGCGAAUCGGCCUUGGCUAUGUUUCAUGCGCUAGGACGUGUCCUGUACAACAAACGAUGGCACGAUCCCUCGAGAGAUAAAGAGACAUUGUCAGUGUCCCAAAUUCAGCAAUGCGAGCAAGCAGAGCGGAUCGUACAGGUGAUGGCACAGUCGCAGCCAUGGCGGCCCACGUACCGUCCCUCGUUGGUCGACGUAAAUGAGAUGUGGGGUCAAUUGCCUGUGGAUGCAUCGACUUUUCAACUGUAUUUAUACCACAAUAUGCCUGCGUUUACCAAUGAGGUAGACGAGAUGAUGCAUGCGCUCGAUGCACUCAGCGAUGCUGAUGCCUAUUAUACCCCGUCCCACCCUCGCGCCGAGGCGGCCGCUGCGCCGUACCUCUUUCAUGUGACGACGCGAGGUGUCCUCGGCGCGCUGCCGUCGCCAGUCCCACGCCGGGGCCAAACACUCACAAAGCCAGCACACUGGGCCUGGCGUGAACGUCGUGAGCAAUGUGAAGAGGUGGUGGCUCAAGUACGCAUGCUCCCGACCGAUCCCAUGAGACACAGGGACAUCUCGAGUCUCCAGCGUUGUCGUGCAGCUACUCUGGCUACGGAAAUCCUACCACAGACGGCUCCCUGGUACACGCCAUGGACGGUCCUUGCUGCGCCGCUUCUCGCAUGGCACUCGACGCACAACCCGCACGAGGAAGCGCCGCACGAUGAUCUCGACGCUGAGCUCGAGCCGCGGCCCAGGCCGGUGCCUCAGACGUACGCACCGUCCUCCCCCGCCUUUUUUCUCCACACGUGCAGGCGCGCAUCGGAGGCGAGUCCCCCGGCCGACGACGAUGGGGGCUUAUCGGACGAAUUGGAAUCCCUCGAAUAA